AGUCAUCUCUCACCAAUUUCAGAAGAAGAGGGAAGAAUAAUCCCGGCACCCGGGUGUCAGCUUUGACACCUCAUACCUAGGCAAAAAAUAACCUACUACUCUAAUUACUGCCGAUUAACGUAAUCAUCAUCAUGGAGGUCAUGGAGGAUGAUGAGUAUGAGGACUACGAGGACGACGAGGAACACCUUUCUGUGUUUUUACAAGGGACCGGAGGUCAGGCUGACUACUUGGAGGCGAUUCCAACCAGUAAUAUUGGACUUCAGAAGCUUACAACUAUCCACAACCGUGUCAAGAACCAGGGCACUUUUCUUGUAACUUCACACUAUUCAACUUUGGCUAAUGCCGUUGCUGGAGACCCCACACCUCCGCCAGAAGUUAUCUUUGAAGCCGCACGGAUUAUUCAUAAGGGAUUAAUCAAACUAAAAGAAGAAAUUGGUGUGCACGGGGCUGAAGUCGACAAAUUUAAUCGAAAGGAAAUCAAUCGACUGCGGAGAUCUUUAGCCGUUAUGAUAUAUCUUGUACAUCGUGGAUUAGGUGGGAUGGACGCCCAAAUUAUCCUUCAAUCAGGAAAUAUAGGAGGGAAGGGGAAGAGUGGAAAAGCUACGGCUGCAUUUAAUGGAAUCGAAUACGCUUGCGGAAUCAAUUGGCGGAACCUACGAUCGAUGAUUAUGGAAGAAUUGUUGGCAGUCUUGCAACUGCAUGUGGAGAAAAUAUGGGACGACACUGGAUAUGGGUAUAGUGUCCCAAGAAUGUUGAUCCGUACCAUGUGCAGGAACUUUAAUGAAGUGCGCCUUGCAAAUGAAAACUUACGAGCUGGAAAUGAACCUUACAAAAUUUUUGCAAUUGUCGCUAAACGGUUCAAUAAAGCGGCGGAUGUGUACCAGCGAUUAUUUCCUCUUAUGAAGUACGGAGAGGAUGUUGGCAAACUGAUUUCCAGAUCUGUUGAGGUGAUGGCAAAUGACUAUGAGAUUGAAGAUGCUGUAGUAAACGCAUUUCAAACAAUAAUGAUCAUCGUGGAGACUUACAUGGGAGAGUCGGACAAAAAUUCGGUUUUGGCCGAGAAAGGUGCUGCACAAGUAUUGGAAGAUCUAUGUGAACGAACACCAAAAGACGUGAUUCAAAAGGCUAGAUUAUACUUGGUUCAUUUGUUAAAAGUUGAUAGCGUUCCAAUUAGGAAUGCAGUAGUUCAAGGAAGUGCGACGCUUAUGCGUUGGCUAAACCGUACCGAUGGCGAAGGAUUGGAAAAUAUUGGAAAGCUAAGAACACAAAUCCUUAACGAGAUUUUAGUUAAACAUUGCCGUGACGUAAAUUUCUUAAUUAGAUCUAAGUGCCUCCAAAUUUUGGCCAAAUUAAUUGAUGAAGGCAUUUUAGAACCGAUAGAAGUUGCAAUUUGCAUGAAUGCUGCUAUUGAUCGAAUGAAUGACUCUACGACCUUAACUAGGAAAUACUCAAUGUUAAUUGUCAACAAUAUCUUGGCCAAAUUUCCUGGAAUUUGCAGUACUGAAAUAAAUUAUAAGAAAGAAGUGGAUGAUCACAGGAAACGGUUAUUGGAGAUAAUGGCCAAAACAUCUCCGCGUAAAAGUUAUUAUACGUGUGCAAUUGUUCGAGAAUUUACAGAACAAGUUCAAGUUGAAGAGAUCCCUUUGCCCGAGAUAUAUGACGCUGAUGUUGAAGCAGGAAUGACUAAAGUACGCCCGUUAAUUGCUGGCCUUGUUAAAGAAGAUAAAUAUUGGGAUGCUUGUCUUAUCCUCUAUCAUUGCUUUCAAAGAUAUGGGAACAAUGUCGGAAUUGCCGAGGCUGGAGUAACUUCCGCCAAGCCUGAGCUUUACUUGGGAUUUUUUAAUAAGGUUACUACAGGAAGUGAGAGCUCCACAGAUUUUGCAACACAAAGCCAUAGGUCAAUUUUGGAAUGUUCACUUGAUCUAUCAAAGUCAAUGACAGCUCAUGAAGGUGAAUUAAUGGAAAAUGAAGAAGUUAUUAUUGAACGGAAAAUACUUCAGUUUUCGCAGGGCUGCUUGAGGAUGAAAGAAAAAUUGAAUAGUUUGGUCGAAAAAUUGACCCUUCUAUUACAAAUUGGCCAACCAAAUGACCGGACAAAAGUUAUCGGCACUAUCCGAGAAUUGGUUCGAUCUGGAUAUCCAGUAAACGAGAAGAUUACUGGCCCUGUUGUUCAAGCUAUUGCGAUGCUAGCUAAAAAUUCUGCUGGCGCUUUGGCCCCUGCAUUCUGGAGCAUUUUUAUUGGAGACCAAGGAAUUGGAAACGUCCAAAUGGUCCGCAACAUUUUCAAAAUUCUUGACUCUGUUGAUGCUGCCACUAAGAAUCUUCUCAAGCCAAUAAUCGGUGAAAUGUACGCAGUUGGGUCCCUUUCAGAACAGGCUGUACGAAUUCUGUGGGACGCGUUCAAUCGUGCUUAUGACUCAUGGUCUGCACAUGAUGCUAAAAAUGCUAUCUUUGUUCUUGGUGCAAUUGGAAAGUGUAACAAGGAUGUGAUUACGGCAAAUUUAGGCUUUAUUUUAAAAGCUGGACUUGGAGAUGACGCUUUAAAUGACUUUGGCCUGAUUCGAUACACUCUUGAAGCAAUUUUGUUUAGUUUGAAGGCAACAAAGAAAGGAGAAAGCGAUGUGCAAACCACUCAUCGUCUGAGCAGGAACCAUGCACUUUUUGACAGACUUGUGGAAAUCCUUGUUUAUGGAGUAAGCACAAAAGGAAAUUGGGAAACUCAUCAACACUUUCCUCGGGUUGCAGAACUUGCUGUGCAGAUCAUAUAUAAACUCUCGUGGGAUCACAUUCCAUUUACUGACCAAAUUUUGCGCAGAAUUCCCCCCAUUGUAUUUGGAGAGACCAACGAAAAUGAAGGUUUUUCUAACUUUGAAAUUAAAGAUACUGAAGAAAUAUAUAUUCGAUACAUGGCCAUUAUGACAGCUUUGUUGGGAACUCACAUUAACUACUGUGAAACGGUUGCCAUCCCAGAAAUCAAACGACGGAAGGCGGUUGACACAAGUGUGGUGUUAGAGGAUGCCAUGUCGAAAUCUGACCUUGACAAUGUUUCUACGACAUGCAAUUCAACUCUAGGUGGUCACUCUUCCUUAAAGCUAAAUGCGACUAAUAUCGCCCGUAUUUCCGCAAUAAACAAUUCGUCAACAAUAAGCCGUGCCCGAAGGCGAAGACCCAAAUCUACUUCGUCAUUCUCGACUACCGGGAGUACUACUGGAGUGCUAUCGGAAAUUGAGGCCGUCAUAGGAAAAUCUGCAUUUGAUGGUGAUGUCGACAUUGUCAAGUCGUACAUUGAAAAACUGUUGGACCGUGGAACGUUUCACCAGUUGCGCCACAUCACUCUAUACUUUUGCCAAAAUAUUACAACUAUUAAACACCGAAAAUUGAAGAUAUCAAUUGUUAACUCUAUCGCGAAGCUUAUGUUGGUCAGUGCAGAAUCCGUGGCAAAGCUUAUCGAGCCAUUUAUCAACUUGUGGACCAUCGUGGACGAUGACCUAGUCAAGGUUGAAAUGCUUAAACAUAUUACGGCUUUAAAUGUCAGAUUUCCUAACCAGAUGGAACCAUGCAAUAUGAUAAUCAAGAGCGGAUUAAUGAGCGGCAGCACUCACAUCAAAAUGGCAUGUUUGGAUUUCAUGGGAUAUCUGGCAUUGGGAGACAUGGUGAAAAUUCGAGAUAGUAUUGCAGAAGUCGCUUUAUGUCUAACCUCAGAAAAAUUGGUUAUACGAGAAUUGGCUCGAGAUUUCUUUGACGUCUGCGCCGAAAAGAAUAAUGUUAUCAGCAACGCCAUACCGGAAGUUAUCUCACAGUUAUCAAAUCGUGACGGCCUUUCACAGCAAGACUUUCAAGGCAUUAUGAAAUUUCUUCUAGUUCGUGUCAAGAAGGAAAAACAAGUUGUUGGUCUCGUUGAAACACUGGUGAACCGUUUUAAAGGAUCAGCUCAAAAUGGACGCUUAUGGGAAGACAAUGCUUGUUGUUUGUCGCAGCUUCCUCAGGGGGAGAAGACCUUCAAAAUUAUUCGCGAUAAUUUACGCUUGUACACUGACAAAUUAGAGAAUGAAGUUGUGUACACUUCGUUUGUUCAUAUAAUUGGAAUUUUACGACGUGUCAAUUUGAAGCCUGGUGUUAAGACAAAAGUCGAGGAUUAUGAGCGAGAGUUGAAGGAGCUGCGUGAAAAAUGCUUGAAAAAGAAUUAUGUUGCUAAAGCUAAGAACCGUCAAGAAGGGAAAAACAACAAACAAUCUGAAAAUCAAGACGCUUCAAGCUUAAUUAGUUUGUUCAAGGAGCCGGAUGGAAAUGGUAUCGAUAAGGGCGGCCAAGAUGAAAAUACUGACGAUUCGGAUGACGAAGAUUCUUGAAUAGACAAUUUGAAUAGACGAUUUAUUAAUACUUUUAAUUUGACCUCAACGUUUAUUAAUGUACGUACCUGUACUAUUAAGUUGAUUUUGUUACAUUUCAAUGUAAACUUUUUUGAGUAGUUUCCCAUGCAUAGUAUAUACGAAAAUAACGUUACAUGUAGAUUUAGAACCAAUUUAAAAAAAUAACUCGAUACUUUUUUCUAAUUCAACGCUUGCCAGUGACUUAUUUAUUGAGUUUGACUUUCACUCUUAUUACCGACUCUGAAUCUCCGGCAUUCUAAAUUAUGUUAUAAUCUGCAAUGUGAAAUAUAGUGUUUUUUCACUUUUUUUAAACAUAUUUGAUUUUUAUAUCCGAGAUGUUGCAUUCAUUCCGAAUGCAUGUUAUCACGUGUGCCACAUACAUAUACCCGUGAGUUGAAUAAAGAUUUUAACAACUAUUUAAAUACUGAGC
Molecule: messenger RNA, 4800 nt
Organism: Folsomia candida
Lineage: Eukaryota; Metazoa; Arthropoda; Collembola; Entomobryomorpha; Isotomidae
Product: condensin complex subunit 1
Exons: 15
Coding region: 132-4349 (1405 amino acids)
Biological process (GO): mitotic chromosome condensation; meiotic chromosome condensation
Cellular component (GO): condensed chromosome, centromeric region
Molecular function (GO): histone binding
Source: RefSeq, a predicted model, not a curated record